Camellia sinensis is the source of this 1469-nucleotide messenger RNA. Lineage: Eukaryota; Viridiplantae; Streptophyta; Magnoliopsida; Ericales; Theaceae. The record is from RefSeq and is a predicted model, not a curated record.
GUUCUCUCUGAAAUAAACAAAAAAUGAGUGGGAAGGGAGAGUUGGUGGUGGUGGAGGUGAGGAAGAAGGAAGUGGUGGCAGCGGGGUUGCCGAUGCAGGAGCAUUUGCUACCGCUUUCCAACCUUGACUUGCUCUUGCCUCCUGUCGACGUCGCUGUGUUCUUCUGUUACAAGAAUCCCACCACCACCACCACACGACUCACUGGAAAAGAAGGGGGCUUGUUGUUCACAUUUGCCUCCAUGGUCUAUGUUUUGAAGAAGGCCAUGUCUCAAGCUUUAGUUUCUUACUAUCCAUUUGCUGGGGAGGUUGUGCACAACACUGUGGGUGAACCUCAGCUUCUCUGCAACAACCGUGGAGUGGACUUCAUUGAAGCUUUUGCCCACGUAGAGCUUCAAGGUCUCAAUUUUUACAAUCCUGAUGACAGCAUUGAAGGUAAGCUGGUGCCUAAGAAGAAGCAAGGGGUGCUCUCGGUUCAGGCCACUGAACUCAAGUGCGGAGGACUAGUGGUGGCUUGCACGUUUGACCAUCGGGUGGCCGACGCUUAUUCCACCAACAUGUUUCUUGUCUCAUGGGCAGAGAUGGCUCAUGACAAACAAUUGUCUUUGCUUCCAUCAAUCGGACGAUCAAUACUCAGCCCUCGACAGCCCGGAUGGUAUGAUCCCUUCUUGGAUGACAUGUAUGUGCCUGUCUCUGCCCUACCACCACUUCCCAAAAAUACGAAGCCCAAUGUCGAUGAGUUGAUAAGUCGCAUCUAUUAUAUUGAGGCUGAUCAACUCAGUCGUCUCCAGUCAUUAGCCAAUCAUGGUACUAGCGGACGAGGGAAGACCAAGCUUGAGGCAUUUAGUGCCUUUUUGUGGAAACUAGUUGCUGCUAGGGAAGCUGAAAGGGGCAAGAUUUCCAGGAUGGGUAUUGUAGUAGAUGGACGAAUGAGAUUGAGAGAAGCAGAUGCAGAUAGCAAAAGGGCAACCCUGAUGGAUGCUUACUUUGGGAACGUUUUGUCCAUUCCGUUUGGCAAGGAAAGAGUUGGCGACCUCAAGGAGAAGCCGUUGAGUUGGGUGGCGGAGGCAGUUCAUGACUGCUUGGAAAAUGCAGCGACGAAGGAGCAUUUCUUGGACCUAAUAGAUUGGGUAGAGGCUCACCGUCCUGAACCAGCUCUGGCAAAGAUAUAUGCCGGUAGUAGUGGAAAAGAGGAUGAUGGACCGGCUUUUGUGGUGUCAUCUGGCCGACAAUUUCCAGUCUCAAAGGUGGAUUUCGGUUGGGGAAGGCCGACGUUUGGGUCUUACCACUUCCCAUGGGGUGGGGAGGCUGGCUAUGUCAUGCCCAUGCCAAGUCCUCUGCAAAAUGGUGACUGGAUUGUCUACAUGCACUUGCUGAAACAGCAAUUGAAGUUCAUAGAGACAAAAGCUGCUCAUGUGUUUAGGCCCUUAACCUUUGAUUAUCUGAAUCUUAACUAGCAAAAGAAUGAGAAA